Molecule: messenger RNA, 1716 nt
Organism: Peronospora matthiolae
Lineage: Eukaryota; Oomycota; Peronosporomycetes; Peronosporales; Peronosporaceae
Source: the annotation of a GenBank genome assembly
AUGCCACGGGUUAGUGAUAAGGUCGAGCUCUGCGACUUGGACUCUGCAGCUGUGAUGGGCGACUCGCGAUGCAGCUUAUCUCCGUUGGAGCUGUCGCACGACUACGACAAGCUGCGGUUCAUCCACGAUGACUACAUUGAAGGCGGUGCGCUUCGAAGUGGGGGACCACUCGAGCUUUUCUCCUCGCAGUACAUCGGGCUGGUCGCACAAUAUGCCGCGGUUGGAUUCGUUGAUGGUGUACUGCCCAACAUCAUCUAUCCCUUCUUGCAGAACUAUCUUAAUAUCCCCGGGUCGCAAACCACGACGGCGAGCGUGAUGGUCCAACUACCCUGGAGUUUCAAAGUCGUCUACGGCAUUGUGUCGGACUGUUUUCCACUUUGGGGCUACCGUCGUCGGCCUUACAUGGUCAUGGGCUGGGUGAUCGCGAUAGCCAUGCUCUUGGUCAUGGUGCUCACGCCUGUUAAAAGUCCCUAUUUCACCGACGCGCAGUAUCGAGACGUAAAGCCGGAAAACUAUACAACCAAGAUCAUCGAAACGAUCAACUACGAUGCAGCCACCCAGGGAAGCAUGUACAUUGUGCCAAUGAUGGGGUGCGUCUUUGGUUACCUGAUGGCCGAUGUGUGUGCAGACGGCAUUGUGGUGGAGCUGGCGCAGCGCGAACCGCUCGAGAUCCGAGGAAAGACUCAAACUGUGAUUUACACAACGCGAUAUGCAUUUAACAUCCUCGGUCUGAUCCUGGUCGCGUUCUGCUUUAAUGGUGAAGAAUAUGGUGGUGACUUUGACUUUUCGCUGUCCUUCUCGAUGCUCAUGUUGAUCGUGGCGAUCGCUCUCGUGCCAAUGGUUCCGAUCACAUGGUUUUGCAUUUACGAGGAAAAAUGUUGGAACCACCACAAGAGCUUCACACACUAUAUGCACGAGCUGUGGGAUAUCGUGCAGACUCGAGCUGUGUACCAGUAUAUCGCCUAUCAAACGUUUUCGGGCAUUUUUGCAACAUUCACAUGGGUAUCGAGCUAUCCUAUCCAGACGAACUGGGUGAACAUAUCACCUCUUGCGGAGAAGAUUGCUGGCUACUUUACUACAGCCGUCUUUGCCGUCUCUGUUUGGUUUGCUGGUAAUUACGGUCGUGAUUGGGACUGGCGUCGUACCACGUUCGUGACCAUGGUCACGAACCUCGCGCUGGAUGCCGUGGUAAAGCUGUUGACAAUCUGGGACAUUACUCGUUCGCCUUGGCUCUGGCUCGGCAUCCCCAUUGUUCAGCAAAUUCCUCAAGGAAUCAUUUACAUUGUGAGCUCUUUCAUCAUCGUGGAGUUGUCUACAGAAGGACAUGAAGGUGCAAUGUACGGUCUGCUCACGACGGUCUACAAUCUCUGUACCCCUUUUUCCGCGGCUAUCACGCGAAACGUUGAUGGUCAGUUUGACUUGUCAACGGAGCGGAUCCAAAAUGACAGCCACGACAUACGAUACGACGUGACUAUCACAGUGUUGAUCAUGUGGAUGGUCAACUUAUUAUCGCUGUCCUUCCUGCCAAUGCUUCCUCGGCAAAAGGAGCAAACGCACGUCAUGAAACGUCUUGGUGGCUCUAGCUUCACUAUGGGUAUUAUUACGGUCGUGUAUCUAGUGCUGGCGCUCACUUGGUCCGUCCUGACCAACAUCUUGAGCACCUACGAUUCUACCGCGUGUCUAGCUAUUGCUGGUGGUGAUGGCUGCGAGAACUAG